Messenger RNA from Bathycoccus prasinos, 951 nucleotides. RefSeq lists its product with no specific name. NCBI's taxonomy places the organism in Eukaryota, Viridiplantae, Chlorophyta, Mamiellophyceae, Mamiellales, Bathycoccaceae. Gene Ontology annotation, molecular function: NADH dehydrogenase activity. Gene Ontology annotation, biological process: mitochondrial electron transport, NADH to ubiquinone. The record is from RefSeq and is a predicted model, not a curated record. The transcript has a single exon. Bases 1 to 951 code for a protein of 316 amino acids.
AUGACGUCUUCCGAUCUGUUUUUUACUACUACUACUACUACUACUUCGAAGAAGAAUAAUGGGAUGAACAACAACAACAACAACAACAAGAGGAAUACUAAUAGUAAUACUAACACUAAGAACAUUUUCAAGCAACAAACGAGCAAAACGAACAACAAUCAAACGUUUUCGCACGUCAUCAACGAGCGAUUAUACUCCGUCGGUCUCAUGGUCCACAGAGAUUCCGCGGAGAACAAUUCGUCUUUGAAGUGGGAGUUCUCGAAGGAAAACGAGACCAAAGUGCAGACUAUUUUGAAGAGAUAUCCGCCGAAUUACAAACGAUCGGCGAUGAUUCCUUUGUUAGACGUCGCGCAACAACAAAAUGCCGGGUAUUUAACCGUUCCGGUGAUGAAUCACAUCGCGGAGUUGUUGGAAGUGGCGCCGAUUCGCGUGUACGAAGUGGCGACGUUUUACUCCAUGUUUAACCGGUCGAAAGUUGGAAGUUACCACGUGAUGGUGUGCGGAACGACCCCAUGCAUGUUGCGAGGAUCGAGAGACAUCGAGAAGGCGUUGAGCGAACAUUUAGGGGUGAAGAAAUUUGAAACGACCAGGGACGGAAAAUUCACGUUGGGGGAGAUGGAGUGCAUGGGAUGUUGCGUAAACGCGCCGAUGAUUGCGGUGGCGGAUUAUACGGGAGGCGUGGAGAAAUACACGUAUAAUUAUUACGAGGAUUUGACGCCGGAAAGUGCGGUGUCGAUUGUCCAAACGUUAGCGCAGGGGAAAAUGCCGGAGAAGGUUGGGAGUCAGAUUAGGAAUAAAGCAGAGCCGAUAACCGGGACGACGACCUUGAACACCGAGCCGACUGGGCCCAAUUGCCGAGAUUUGGCAAAGUUGAAGAAAGAAUUGGAAGCGGCUGCGGCGGAGGCGGCAAAAGCGGCAGCCGCGGAAGCUGCUGCUGGGGCGAAGAAGUAA